AUGUUGGUGCCAUCUGCUGCUCUUCUCCUCCUCCUUGCGGUGGCUGGCUGCGCCGUCGCCCAAGAUCCCGCUGAGGGAUGGCUUGGCUACGCCAAGGGUGUCAACCCAAGCGGCGAGGGUAUCAUCACGUACAUUGAGGCCAAGUGGCGGGUUGGCUCCAACCCUCGCCGUGGGGGCGCCUUCUUCUCCCCUUGGUUUGGCAUUGAGACCUCUGACAACCUCAACCUCAUCCAGCCCGUCAACCCUUGGACUGGCAAUCAGUGGCAGAUCUACAACGAGUAUUUCCAGUGGGUGCCCACCCACAACUACAACAGCGAGGCCCACGUUGUGCGCCCCGGCGAUGUGCUCUUUGGCUCCGUCUCCUACAACCCGUCCAAGAACUCAUACACGGUGUUCCACAAGGACAUGAACGAUGGCUGGAGCGUGACGACGGAGAUCCCCGUGCAGCGCUCUGGUGGCGACUACAAGAAGUACACCAUUGUGUACUUUGUGUUUGAGAAGGAGUGGGACUGCGACCAGUAUCCUCCAGAUGGUGAGGUCACCUUCUACGACAUUAAGGUCCAAUACAACAACCAGACGGUCAGCCCCCAGUGGACCACUGCUUACGUCGACGACGUCUGCAACAACCGCGCCCACAUCGUGGACGAGUCCACCAUCAAGAUCACCUGGGACACCACCAACUAA
Salpingoeca rosetta is the source of this 684-nucleotide messenger RNA. RefSeq lists its product as uncharacterized. Gene Ontology annotation, biological process: proteolysis. Lineage: Eukaryota; Choanoflagellata; Craspedida; Salpingoecidae. The transcript is spliced from 9 exons. The record is from RefSeq and is a predicted model, not a curated record. Gene Ontology annotation, molecular function: glutamic-type endopeptidase activity. The coding region runs from base 1 to 684 and encodes 227 amino acids.